This is a messenger RNA of Jaculus jaculus (lesser Egyptian jerboa), 4067 nucleotides long. RefSeq names its product phosphatidylinositol specific phospholipase C X domain containing 2 (gene Plcxd2). Gene Ontology annotation, biological process: lipid metabolic process. The record is from RefSeq and is a predicted model, not a curated record. The coding region runs from base 255 to 1280 and encodes 341 amino acids. Gene Ontology annotation, molecular function: phosphoric diester hydrolase activity. The transcript is spliced from 5 exons. Lineage: Eukaryota; Metazoa; Chordata; Mammalia; Rodentia; Dipodidae.
GCGUGGCUGCCCGUCGCGGGCGGCGCCUCUCCCGAGCUUGAUCGCCCCGGGCCUGGCCUACCUCCCUCCCCUCCGAUACUAAGAAGUUUAAGGGAGCUGGGACUAAGCCGAUUAAGGGAGUGGAGCGGAGGCUGGGCGGAGAGGGCUGGUGUUGACCGAGGUGGCCCUGCCAUGUCUAGAGAAGCCCCCGGAGCAGUGAUAAUCAUUGAGUGAGUGGUGCUGGGUUGAUCGAUCGAUUCCUGGACGAGAGAGGGAUGCUGGCCAUUAGAAAGGCCAGAAGGAAACUGAGGAUGGGGACCAUCUGUUCCCCCAACCCCGGCGGGACAAAGACGGCGUCGGAGGACUGCAAUGCCGACUGGAUGGCCUCGCUGCCCGCUCACCUCCACAACGUCCCGCUUUCCAAUCUGGCAAUCCCAGGCUCCCAUGAUUCCUUCAGCUACUGGGUAGAUGAAAAGUCCCCAGUGGGGCCCGACCAAACCCCGGCCAUCAAACGCCUCGCCCGCAUCUCCUUGGUGAAGAGGCUGAUGAAGAAGUGGUCCGUGACCCAGAACCUGACCUUCCGGGAGCAGCUGGAGGCCGGGAUCCGCUACUUCGACCUGCGCGUGUCUUCCAAGCCCGAGGACGCCGACCAGGAGAUCUACUUCAUCCACGGCCUCUUCGGCAUCAAGGUCGGGGAUGGGUUGAUGGAGAUCGACGCCUUCCUCACCCAGCACCCUCGGGAGAUCGUCUUCCUGGAUUUCAACCACUUCUAUGCCAUGGAGGAAGCCCAUCACAGACGCCUGACGCUGAAGAUCCAGGAGGCCUUUGGAAGCAAGCUGUGCCCAGCGUGCAGCGUGGAGGGCAUGACGCUGAGGAGCCUAUGGGAGAAGAAGUACCAGGUUCUUAUUUUCUACCACUGUCCCUUCUACAAGCAAUACCCCUUCCUUUGGCCAGGAAAGAAAAUUCCAGCACCCUGGGCAAACACCACGAGUGUGCGCAAACUGAUCCUCUUCCUGGAGACCACGCUGAGCGAGCGAGCCCCACGCGGAGCCUUCCACGUCUCCCAGGCCAUCUUGACCCCCAGAGUGAAGACCAUCGCCCGAGGCCUGGUGGGCGGCCUCAAGAACACAUUAGUUCACAGAAACCUUCCUGCCAUCCUGGACUGGGUGAAGACACAGAAGCCUGGUGCCAUGGGCGUCAACAUCAUCACUUCUGACUUCGUGGACCUGGUGGACUUUGCCACAACCGUGAUUGAGCUGAAUGACCUUUUGCUGGAGGACAGGGCUUUGACUAAAUGCUGAUUUUCUGUUCAGUUUAACCUGGCGUGGAGGUUGCUGAUCCAGGGUAGAGUUCUGGAUGGUUUCCCAUUAGAAUGGCCCCUAGGCAAUUGUGGUGAAGUCAGAGGAGGAGGGGCCUUCCAUUUGGAGAAUAUUCCAGGGCUUCUCGUUGCAUUUUUUUCCAAAUGUGACUUUUAUAACCUUAGGUCCAAGGGAAGAAAGCAUGCCUUGUGUUAUGAUCGAGGUCAUGGUCCCCCUGGUGGCUUAUGAUGGUGAAUAGAGGGCUGGAAUUUGGGUCCCCGAGUUCCAUCUGGGGUAGGCAACGUCUUAAUUGACCAGAUCUUAUUGUCUUCAGAGGCCUUGUGUCUGAGCCAGUGAGAAGGUUGAGCUGGAGAUGCAUUCCUAGUAUUAAGAAUGGCCCGUGCAGUCUGGGGUGGACUGCACUCUGGGGGUGUCCCUCACAUCAGUGAGGAGCUAUGAAAGGGAAGGGAGCCAAGUACCAGGUUCCUGGGAUGAUCAGGGAGCGGCAGUUCUUCCCUGAGAGGGUGAGGUGUAUGCUUUACCAUGAGGGUUUGAACACACGCUGUCCAUCCCUGCAUGGCUUGCGUUGGUAAUUGGCCAUCUUCAUCCUUCACAUAAGCCCUGACUUGCUCACUGCCCCUGACAUUCUUGAUAAUGGUUUCUCGGUUUGAAAGCGUUGAUUCCUUCCUCUUUCUUUUGGCCUCCUCUGAAAGAUGAGAGGAACACCAUGGCAAAUCCUUUCCGUGCAGGGUCCAACAAGAGCUAGGCGUGCAUGCUUAUCGCCUGCCAAUUUCUUUGCUUUAAUUCUGUCCCUUUCCCUACAAUGUCCGCCAGGCAAGCACUUGAAUCAUUUUAGCAAGGUCUGCUCCGGGGAGAGAGGUCUUCAAGACGGAGGCCGGAAUUGCAUUUCAUUGCUGUCUGCCUAGGACCCAGUCUGCUGUGAGACACGAUGCUAAGUAGAAGGCGGCUGGCCUGUGACACCAUGCAGGCUGACACGGGAUGCUUGGGACUGUGCUAUGACAUGAAAGGAAGAAGCUCCGAGUGAGUUUGGAGCCAAUCUGUCAUUCCUUGGAAACAAGACUACCUCGGCGACAAUUCAGGAUGACUUGUAUGUCAUCAAGCAGGAAAUAAGCAAUGCUGGAACAUUUCUGCUGGUUUUGGUCCAUUCUGUUUUCUGAAGGUUCUCCCUUCCAGUCCCUACUGCAUGAGGGCUUUGAAACUCAAGAGGGGAUUUGAUUUUUUAAUUGAUGAGAGGUGCUUUUUGCUGAUAAGAGCCCUCUUGUGUUUUUGCUCUAUUUAUGUAUUUAUGUAUUUAUUCAUUUAUUUAUACAUAGAGUAAGUAUCUACAGUGCUUCAGACUCACAUGGAAACUUACUGGACUUUUCCCACCCGGGACAGACAGUGCUGUGGUCUUCCAUGAACAGAAUGGUGCAUCUCAGGGCUAUGAAUGACGUUGCUGUCUUCCGUAGAUGUCCUAUCCCGCCCCAGUCCUGCUGAGGACAGUGUAUGCAUGUGGGUGCGGCUCUGAUCCAAGAAGCCAUUCCCAAGUCAUGCACUAGGACGAGAGAUGGAAAGGGUCACGAGGAACUCGCAGUUCUUAACCUAGACACUCCUGCACAGUUUUGCAACGAAAGGGACCAGAAAGAAACUGGGAACCCCAGGCUGUGUACAGCUUCGGUACCCCUCGACCCUCCAUGAGAAUCCUCGACGAUAUGUCAGCUUCCAACUCCUUAAACAGGAAUCCAACCACGCGAUCCUGGGUGCCCGUGUGCACUGAGAGGUUGCUGGAGACUCCUCCAGGACUUCCCAGAGAUGCCCUUUGGUUUCACAGCCAGGGUUUGCAUGUUGCCUGCGGUGGGGGCGGAGGGAAGCACACACACGCCCCCAGAGACUGGCCUUCCAGCCUCUACUUCCUGUGAGCGAAACCCUGGUUUUUCAUUUCCGUAGCCCAAGGAAGUCACAGCACAAAUUCUAGGAGCAUCUGCUUUAACUGUCUCUGUUCUUGAACUUGAAACCCUCCCCAAAGAGGCUCCUGGAAUAAUACCGUCAAACUCAGUACAGCUUUCUCCGUACAAGGUCUUCUCAUUGGUUAGGAGACAGCCCCCUCAUGUUCCUCAUUUCCCUUCGAUUCUGAUAUUCAUCCCUAAUGACAAGCUCUGAACCACCUGGCCUGUCCUCAGAGUUUUAUUUUUCUCUGAUUGGUCCCCCUUUUAGUUACAGUAAUUUCCUCUCUGUUAACCCCACGUUGCUUGGCAGAGAGAUAAGGAGGCCAGAGAAGAAUCACUCUGCUCUGUUUUAUUUGAGCCUCACCUUUGCCCAGGUGCUUGGUGCUACGAGGCCAGGUAGACAGGUGUCUCUGCCCCAGAUGCUAGUGACACCUGAUGGCUGCCGACUGUUCCGUGAACUGUUUACUUGAUUUUUUUUCUCCCGUUGUUUUUAAAUCCAUGGUCACCCUCUACUUGGAUGACAAGUCUUAAGUGCGCCUUGCGUUUGUAUGCUAAGCAUCUGUCAUGAAUCAUGACCCAGAAGCGAGCGCACGACACCCCGAGACUGCUGUGAGCCCCACUCUGGCGUGAGUCUUUCCUUCCUAGCUUUGCUUGCACGUUGAAAAUCUGGGAAAAGAGAGGAGCACUUUUCCCAGGAGACACUCAAAGCUGCCCCCCCCCCCCGGAAAAAGGUUUCCUGUGUCCUAAAGGGUGCUCCCUGACUGGGGUCAGGUAGGAAGACUCAGGCCAAUGAGACAGAAAGGAAAUGGACUUUAGGCCACUGACUUCCUCUGCAACCUCCAAC